UAAAAUAGAAUAAAAGGUAAAAAUUCUCAUUUAAUCUACAUAUGAGUUUGCAAUUCGUUUAUUCUGCAAUAACAAUAGUGACAAAGUACAAACGAAAAUUAACAUUUUUUAAAAAGGUAUCGAAUGACUUCGUAAUGUUCAACGGAUACAACCUAAAUAAAAUAAUUGACAUUAAAUUAAUGAUAAUUCGUGGACUUAAUGCAUGGUUAUCAGGUGCUCAGCUGACGUUAACCAUAAUAUGCAACACAAGGCACAUCACCAGCAAAUAAAAAAGAUGCACAACACGCAUGCGCGAGUACGGCGCAUCCUUUUUGAACAAAGUUAGAUUUCGCUCAAAUCGGGACGUUAAUGCGUCACAACAUACCGAAAAAAACAAAAACGAGAGAAUUUCGGACUUCUCUGUAUAUGCGUCCGGGGUAUAGGUCGCUCGUGUGGACGUCGGUAUUAGCUUGAAUCUCAGAGCCUCCCAUUGACUCACCAGCAACAACAAAAAAUACGAGUACAUUUGGAAAAUUCUUAAAGACGGAAGUGAGCACUCCUGUUUUCCGACCACACGACUGAACGUUGCGCAUGCAUGUCAGUUUUUGAAUGUUUAUCCGCGUGUGUCUUAUACGCCCACGCGUUAUUCCCAACGGUAGAUAAGAGCCUGCAUUCGCCUCGGACUCGACCCCGCCGCGGUAUGUCAGCAGCGGCAGCAGAAGCGCCGGAGGACCGGAGCAGCGGUGCGCAGCGCGCGCUAACAGGUGACGGAGAACCGGAGGAGGCCGAGGAGUUCACCUGCUCGACCCACUGCUCGGAGCUCUCCCGCAGGCAGAACGAGCAGAGGAAGUCGGGGCUGUACUGCGACGUCACGUUGGUGUUCCGCUCCGGCGGGGACAGGGUGCAAACCUUAUCCGCCCACCGCUCGGUGUUGUCGGCGGGCUCGGAGUACUUCACGCUGCUGCUGGGCGGACAGUUUUCCGAGUCUCUGUCGGGGCGAGUGGAGCUCAAAGAGUGGAGCUCGGCAACGGGACCCGACCCAGAGACCGUGGAGGGCAUCAUCCAGUUCAUGUACACGGGGCAAAUCCGGGUGACUACUGCCAGUGUGCACGAGGUGCUGGAACUUGCGGACAGGUUCCUGUUGGCGCAGCUGAAGCACUUCUGCGGGGAGUUUCUGAUGGAGAAGUUGAACUUGUCCAACUGUGUCGCCGUGCACAGCCUCGCCCACAUGUACACCUUGGACCUGCUGGCCCAGGGAGCCGCCAAGACCAUUCGGAGAAACUUCCACAAAAUUAUCGGCAACGAGGAGUUCUUCACGCUCCCGUUUCACCUGGUGCGGGACUGGCUGUCCGACUCGGGCAUCACCGUGGACUCUGAACAGGAGCUGUUCGAGGCCGUCGUCAAAUGGGUGCACCAAGACGCAGAGGAGAGGGCGAAGCGGUUCGCGGAGCUGUUCGGACUUUUGCGGCUCUCUCAGAUUUCCGCCACCUACCUGACGCGGGUCGUGCGGAAGGAGCCCCUGGUGGCCAACGACGCCGCGUGUCUGCAGCUGGUGGCCGACGCCCUCGAGGUGCACGCCGUCCACUUUGAGAACGUCAACCCGUCGGCGGAUUUCGAGCUCUGCGCCGCCUACAAUGCGGCGCUCCAGCCUCGCCUGGGCCAGAACAUGGACGUCAUCAUGGUGGUGGGUGGCGUGUCGGAAGGUGGAGAUUAUCUGAGCGAGUGCGUGGGCUACUUUGUCGCCGAGGACCGUUGGGUGAACCUGCCACACAUUCACAACCACCUCGACGGACAUGCCGUCGCCGUCAGCGACAGCCACGUGUACGUGGCGGGCUCCAUGGAGCCCGGCUUCGCCAAGACGGUGGAGCGCUUCAACCCCAACCUCAACUCGUGGGAGCAGGUCAGCAGCUUAAGCACUCGCAAGCACUCCUUCGGCCUCGCGUGCGUCAAGGACCUGCUGUACAGCAUCGGCGGUCACGGCAACUUCAGUCCAGGCUUCAAGGACGUCACCGUCUACGAGCCCGAGCGGGACGAGUGGCGCAAUCUGGAUCCGGCGCCGAAGAUCCUGCGCGACGUCAAGACGGUGAGCGUCGAGGACCGCUACAUCUACGUGAUGGCCAGGACUCCCGUCGACGUGGACAACGAGGACGGGCUGAGCACCGUGACCGCCUGCUACGACACGGAGAGUCACAAGUGGCAGGAGGUGGACUCCUUGCCGCUGAUCGACAACUACUGCAGCUUUCAGAUGGCCGUCGCGUCCACCAACUUCUACCACACCGCCUCCUGCUGCUCCAAGAGCUACAAGGUCACGGCCGAGGUCGCUCGGCAGAAGAUCAGCCGCGACGUCUCCGACGACAUCCUCGACAGCCUCCCGCCGGAGGUCCUGGCCAUGGAGGGCGCCGCCGUCUGCUACCUGGGCGACGACAUCUUCAUCAUCGGCGGCUGGAGGAACUGCAGCAACAUGGACAAGCAGUACCGCAAGGAGGGCUACCGCUACUGCGCCGAGAAGAAGCGCUGGCUGCUGCUGCCCCCCUUGCCGCAGCCGCGGUGCCGAGCCGCAGCCUGCCACGUUCGCAUCCCGUACCGCUGUCUCCACGGCUGCCAGCACUACCCCAUGCCCCAGAACCUGGCGCGGCAGCGAGACCGCAUGCAGCAGAUGCAGCAGCUCCACCGCCGCACGCUCACGCUGCGCAGACAGCUGCAAUCGCAGAUCGAAUGUUGAGAGCUUCCUCGAAUUAGUAGUUGAUCUGCUAAUAAAGUUUUUUUUUUUUUAGCUUAUCUAUAUAUUUUUCUCUUUUUGCCUUUUUUUUAUAUUUGAUUAAAUGCCUGCACGUCCUUUACCUUGGGCUGGUUUGUAAAAAAAAGUAUUAGCCAGACAUGCUUUCAAAUGAUCAGUCUCGCAUUAUAAUUUUUGUCUUACAUUUGUAGUUUAUGUCUUAAUUUUGCUCGUAAAUUAAACUGAUCGCUGUAAAAUGUUCUGGAAAGAUUGUGGAUUUUCAACAAUUUAGCUUAAUUUUUUACUUGUGAUCUAUGUUAACACCUAAUGGUGUCAUCAUACUGUAUGUUGUGAUGCAAGUUCAUUUUACUUAAUAUCAGUGACAUUUGGUCAGGUUCAGUGUUGAGAUAUGAAUUUAGCAAAGAAAAUCAUGUCUGUUUAUUGUGAUGUAUUUCAAAAGAAAAUCAUUCAUGAAGUGGAGUUUAGAUAUAAGAUAGUAAACUUACUGUAACAACAAGCUGAUCUUUAACUUUUUACUCCUCGUUAUAUGCAUGUCAUUUCUCUUCUACCUCCAGUUUCCAUCAUGCUUUUUUGCACAGUGUCUAAAUGUUGAUCGUCUCUGUCGUGUUUAUGUUUUGUGUGUCCCUCUUGAAACAGACAAUCAUGUAUCAGAAGUUUUGUAGCAGGACUUGCAUAUUGAGCAAAGCACAUAUUGGGGAACAGUGUUCAAUGAUUAUUUGCUUCCCAUCUUUUUACCAUCCCAAUGAAUGUUUAUAAAUAUGUAUGAUUUAUUUCAGCUGGUCAGAAAUUGCUUUAUUUGAUUUGCAAGAUGGUCCAUUUUUCACUUGAAAGAUAUAUCGGCAUAGUCAUGAUGAGAUGUGACUUUAGGCUGCUGAAGCUCUAUUUUAGAUUUAGAUUUCAAUUGUCCCAUCUCAUGUUGUUGGGACACUGACUAAUGGCUCCAGUGGCUUUGAGUUAUUUAGUUUGUUGGAUUUAGUGGACUCAUUAGCCAAGCUCGUUAUCAAUACUAUCUAAUUGGGCUUUGUGAGACAGUUUUCCACUGACAUACUAUAAUAUUUUGAACAGUAUUACAUUAUGAAUGGUAACAAUUAGAUCAUUUGUAUGAAGAGGUUUUUAAUUUUUUAGAAUGAGUUUUAAGCCAAAUUGUACACGACCACAGGAGAAGAGCCGAAAUAGACAUAGGCCGAUUGUAUUCUGUGGCGGUAGCAUAUCAAUAUCACAUUUGAGGUUUGGGUUCAUGCUCAGAUUGUUGUCCAAGUUUGAUCAUUGGAGAGCUUGAUAAAAGUAUGAUUUGACAGUGUCAUCUUUACAUUUCACGGUUCCAUACUUUGUUCUAUGUGGUGUCAUUCCAAUUGUAAUGCAAGAGCAAGAAUGUGUACAGACAUUUGCAAUAAAUAACAAAAUAUG
Messenger RNA from Pseudoliparis swirei, 4123 nucleotides. RefSeq names its product kelch-like family member 11 (gene klhl11). Lineage: Eukaryota; Metazoa; Chordata; Actinopteri; Perciformes; Liparidae. The record is from RefSeq and is a predicted model, not a curated record. Bases 575 to 2701 code for a protein of 708 amino acids. Gene Ontology annotation, molecular function: protein binding. The transcript is spliced from 2 exons.